ACCGGCUUUGACGGAGCGCUUGUUUCUUCUCGACGGCUACAGCGAUUUCUCAUCCAUCCAUUGCGAAGCGGGAGGCAAACAGCUGUGGCUAUCCUUCUAGUGCUUGCAGCAGCGCGCACUCGGCGAGCCUGACGCCAACAUGGCCCUGCAGGGUGCUGCUGCCCGUCGAAAAAUUACGGGCGCUUCGACGUUGCGCGAGGUGGCCCGUCGUCAUCGCGGCAGCGGUCUCACCGCGGCGCACUGACCCCGCCGUCAACACCAUCAUCAGCUGAGUGCGCCCUGCCCAUCGCGGGCGUCAACCGGACUCGGCGAUGCCAUCCUGCAUCAGCGCUGCGCCCGUAGGCGAAACCAACGACGGGAUUGCAGUGUUGACGACCGGUGUCUCGCCGCCCGUCGCGGUCGCCCUCGGCUGCCGUCAGCUGCGGCUAUGAAAGGCAACGCAGGACGCCGCUGUCGCUGUAUAUAGGCUCGUGAGAGAAACAAGGGGAAAAAAUUGCCACGGGGCGCGUUUGUUCGUCCCCUCACUGCCAAAACGAUGGUGUCCAUAAUCAAGAAUCAGAUUCUCAAGCAUCUUUCCAAGUUCACCAAGAACCUGUCGCUGGACAAAAUCCAGCUGAGCACACUCCGGGGCCACUGUGAGCUGCGGCACCUGGAGCUGGACGAGCAGGUGCUCACGGAGCUGCUCGAACUCCCCACCUGGCUCUGCCUGACACGCGCCAUCUGCAACUAUCUCACUCUCAAGAUACAUUGGACAAAGCUCAAGUAUGUCCCUAUCCACUUGUGCUUGGACGAAGUGCUUAUAGAAGUGGAGACCUGCGAGCAACUAAGGCCCCCUUCGAGCAGCAAGCCCAGCUACAGCUCGGGAGGCCGGUACGGCUUUUCCGAUCGGGUCGUCGAUGGCAUGAAAGUGGUGGUCAACUCCGUGGUGGUGAACUUCCAGUCUGCAUCAUUUGUUGCUUCAUUUCAGCUGUCUCGGGUGGUUCUGGACAGCCGGACACCGCGCUGGGACCCCGGGGACUUGCGCCUCUGUCGCAUCAAGGGUCCCGACCAGCUGCUGCUCUUCCGACAACUGCAGUGGCAAAUGAUGCGCCUGGAGGCCCACGCCCGGGGAGCUCAUGCCGGAGCACCACUGCGCCUCAUCACCAACGGGGCACGUUGCCGCAUUGUGCUGAAGAAACGCCUCGCCGACUGCAGCCUGGUUGCCAGCCGCCUGGUCCUUGUACUAGACGAGCUGCUCUGGGCCCUGACCGACGCACAGCUGGUCGCAGCCUUGCACUUGGGGCACUCUGUCGCUGCCCUUGUGCGAAAGGCAGCUGCCCAGGGGCGCCGUCAUCGCGCUGCCAGCUCGACUUUGCCAACCCCUGACCACUUUUCGACUCCCUCCGCGCCUCCUUCGUCGCAAAGGGGUGGGGGUGGUGGAGGAGGAGCCCCCAAGAGCCCCCUGGUGGAAUUCUUUCGGCAGCAUGACGUGCUUGAGACGUCGUAUCACAUGUUCUGCACUCGCAUAGACCUGCACCUCUGUGAUGACAUGGACCCCAAGGAGACACGAUCUAAUUGGGGCCCAUUGCAAGGGGGUGCUGCUCUCCAGGUGCUGCUGGAGAAGCUCCUCAUCGACUACUACCCCUUCCACGGAGCGGCGAGCUCCCGCAACCAGUGGCUCAAGUACAGCGAGCCCACGUCGGGGCGGCAGACCUGGGUGCAGCAGAUGCUCUCCCAUUGGGCGGAGAGUGGCCCAUCAUCGUCAUCCACGCCAGGAAGCACUCCGUCGUCACGUGACUGGCGCACACUCAUGUCCAGCUGCCUGCUCGUGCGGCUCGAAGAGUUCUCCAUGCAGCAGGUGUGCAUGGCAGGGCGUAGUUAUCGCCGCCCGUUCCUGGCAUCAGAGGGCGCCACCGUGCUGCUUCCUGGGGAGGCCCUGCACCUUGAACUGACCCACUACUAUGCACGGCCCUCGCCAGCCACGACGCCCGUCACGGCCAAUGGCCAUGUCAGGAGUCCGGGUUCUGGCAAAGGCAGCACCGUGUCUUCGUUCACUGGGGGCUCUGUGCCCGAGCCACAUCUGUUUGCCUACUUGGGGCCUACUGCAUUACGUCUGGACCUUCCCACGGUGCUCUGGGCGCAUGCUUUCCUGCACAGCGUUCACAAGUGCACGGCGCACCUGUCCUGUGCGAAUGAAGUGUCACCUCUUGCUGUGCGAGUUGAAAUGAUCCUGCCAAAGGUUGCAGUGCCCCAGUUUGAGCGUGAGCGCCCUCUGUUCCCCGAGGAGCACUCUUCUGGUGAGGAGAGCCGCGAGCUCCGUCUAGGCUGCUCGCGGGCCGUGGCCACCAACUGGCGCCCGGCCGACAGGGGUGCCUGCCUAGAGGCCCUGGGCAGGGGCCCGCUUUUCUUCGAGACCACCAGCUUUCCCUGGCGGCCUGACGUAGGAGGAGGGGCCAGCCCCGAUCCCCCACCUGUGCACCCGUGCUUCCUGCAGGGACAGCAGCAGCGCUCCAGUGGAGACCCCGAAGCUGAGGCGUCUCUGUGGUCGGUGCAGCUGGAUCCCUGCUGGGCAGAGUUUGUCGAACGCCCCGGGUCAAGACCACGGGCCUUUGUGGAGCCACUGCCACUUACGCUUUGGAUAGCUGCGCCGGUCACUCUAGCAUCACACGUGCCGCUGUUGCUGCAUGUGCCGGCGCCGCUGCGGCUGCAGCUAGGUCGACGAGAGUGUGCCUUCCUGCUGCGCUUGGCACGUUCGGCCGCCGUGCUACAUGAGCAAGCGGCUCUCGACAGAUUGGCCAUCCUCGGUCCCAGUGGCCGGGCUCCUCCAUCUGUCAGCGUGACGGCACUGUGGCCCCGGGUGGAAGUGACACUGCUUCUGCCGCCGUCGCCAUCGGCAAGUGCAGCCAUGGGCUCGGCUUGCGAUGGCUCGGAACGGCCGGCGUCUUCAACCACCACAAGUGAAGCUGACGAGGUGCCGCCACAUGGCAUGGACGACUCGCCAGACUCUUUGCUGCAACAUUCACUUCCGGCUUCUAUCGGCGUGCCUCCACCAGUUCCACCAGGCUCAGGGGAGGCGCCCAAGGCUCCCCUGUGGACCUUCCGCAAAGGACUUGCUACCGUAGUGUCUGGAAUAGAUGCUGUUCUUGCCAAAGGUGCUGCAGAUGGUGAAUUGGAGUCUGUAGCAGAUGACGACACUGUCUCUCUACGGAGCGACCUUUCUUCGGACUCGGACCAGCUGCUCCUUGCCACCGGGGCACUGGAUGAGGUCCUGGGUCGCAGUGGUACCGCCGAAGUUGCACAGGACGCUGCUGAGCUUCUUGCCCUGGACCACCAUGGAGGCAGCGCACAGGCAGCAGCCAUGAUGGAAAGCGCAGAGUGGCACAGUGGUCGUGCCGGGGGCAGCUCGGGGCGUCCCUGCGUUGCCGUGCGCCUGCAGGACCUGCAGCUGGUGGGUUGGGCAGGCCCCAACGGUGCCACGCUACUGCUCCAGAGUCAGCACCUUGCUUUGGAAGAGAGGCACACGGCAGCAACUGCUGCGUCCACGGGGGGGUCAUGUGGCGAUACAGAAGAGGAGCGAUGCGUGUUCAGCGUGCGUUGGGAGAGCCUUGCUCCCGGCGGUUGCGUUAGUGAAACUGGAGCUGGCUGUGGGCUUCGUGCCCUCGUGCGAGGCCUGUGCCUGCGCCUGAGUGCUGAGGCACUGGCGGGCCUCACCCUGUUGGCGCAAGUGGAGCCUCCCCCACAACGGGCGAUACCGGUGCGCCUCCUGGUGCACAGCCUCAGCGCCACCCUGUUGGAUGAUCCUGCGUCAUCUGGUUCAGGGGGUGAUGCGAACGGUGGCCUUCUGCUCAAAGUGCCCCAGUGCCUGGUGGACAGGACGCCCUCUGGAGCUGUCUACAUCCUGCCCACUGGAUGUGGGUCACUGACUGAGGCGGUGGAGCAGCUGCUGUGGAGAGGCAAUGAGCGGAGGCCUCGUUUGGAGUCAACGUUUGAGGCCCACCAGCCAGACCUCAGCGGACUAGUGGAAGAGAACGAGCGGCUUCGCCAGCGGCUGUCACAGCUACACGCUCUUCAAAGGGACAACCGCCUUCUCCGCGAGCAGGUAACUGAGCUAGAGAACAACAGUGCGGGUGAGCAGCGGCAGAUCGAGGAGCAGCGUGCAGAGUUGAACCGCCUGGAAGGAGAGAAGCACUCGCUGCUGGCCACCCUGCAGUUGCUCCAAGAAGAGCUCAGCCACCUGGAGCGGACAUCCUCAUCGAGCUGUGACCCUUUCUGCGGAGCCAGCAACUCGUAGACAUUCCCGUCUCUCACGCCUGCGUUGCUUUGUGCACUGUGCAUAGCUGCCGCAACAAAUGAGUGCAGAGCCCCCCCCCCCCCACCGGCAAAGUCCACAUCAAAAGCUCCAACGUCCUGCCGUGUGGCGAUUACCAUUCGUGCGCUGCAUGGCAUCACUGCGGAAGACGCGAAACUUCGACUACGCCCACAUUAGCACCUUCCGUGCCUGUCUUCGAUGUGUCGUGACCACUCCUGCCCAGCCCCUGGAGUUAGCGGAAUUGUGAUCAACGAAGUGUCGACUUGUUCCUGGAGGCAUUGCCACUCGUUACCGUGACAGUGCCUCACUUCUGGCUCGCCUUUGUUAUCUUUGCAACAUCGAGGACUGCCUCCACCUGCUCACCUUCGAAACAAUGGGCAGCGUUGGAGAGCCAUUUGCCGAGCGACUUGACCCUUUCGUUGAAAAACAGCACUCGAUUCGCUGCACCAUCCUGAUGAAGUCUUCUCUGACUAGAUUGCCGUGUUCUUUGGAUCCCGUCAACACUGCAAGCAUCGUGGCAACGGCUCGAGAGUUUCAAGUAAUAUGGCCUUCAUAGGUGUCAUAGGGAAGGCAUCGGAAGAGAGAAACAGAACAUCAUCCUGUAUUGGAUUAGCAGAGUUCAGAGCUAUCGGUUCACUCAUAGCAUGCUCACUUCUGCUUCAGUGCAUUUUGAGGUAAGAUGGCACCCGAACUAAUGUAAGGAGCAGCAUCUACCUGGAAUAAGUGCCCAUUUUGAAGAAGGGGCAGUGGGUGCAUUGCUCGUUCAAUGUUUGUUGGAAGGACUGCUUGCUCGCCUGUUCACUGCUUCACGAGUUUUGUUUUGCCGAAAUUCACUUCGUCACCUUCAGGCCCUUGUUACUUGUUGUUCAGAGUGAAAUUAAAACAAUGCCAGCUGUACGUGCAUGCAUACCACCGCUGACUGAAGUUCUUGGAACACGUGGGUAACGCAUUGGUUGUGUGAUUUUCUGAGCAAACCUGCAAAAUCGAAGAAUGAAUCCUGGGCUACUUGGCGUUGCAAAUAUUGUUGUACAGCUCACUUCAGGCAGCACAGCCAGAUUAUUUGGAAAUUAAGCCACAAGGCCCGCAUGUUCCGGAAACCUUCUCUAGGAUGUUUUACGAUAUCAUGUGCUAUAAUGGACGAACGAGAUGCAAGCAUGUUAGGGCUAACUAGAACAUUAUUUUAUUUCUGCCUUUACUACUUUGCAGUGUCAACGUGGUACUGGCUUGUACGGUUAGUCUGACGCCUACACUGCUCUUGGCAAUAAAAUGCACAUUGCACCAUUG
Dermacentor andersoni is the source of this 5572-nucleotide messenger RNA. RefSeq names its product bridge-like lipid transfer protein family member 3A. The record is from RefSeq and is a predicted model, not a curated record. Lineage: Eukaryota; Metazoa; Arthropoda; Arachnida; Ixodida; Ixodidae.